UAGGCCUCUCAGGUUUAAACCUACCCACUAGGAAUAGUUUUCAGCUUUAGUGGUACACUGCUGAGGCUAGUUGCCUGUGUGCAGUGCUUUUUCUUUGCUCUAAUGGCGUGUAGAGUGAGCAGGGGCAGAAUAAUAUCACUUUGUUUAGGACUUUUAGUGUUUAUGACAUCACACUAUCAUUGUACACCUCUGACCAGGCUAAAGGCACUGGAUGAAUUAAAAGGGAACUCAUUGCAUAUCCCAAGUCAAGCUGAGAGUCAAAGUCAGCAGCACCAUGGAAGACUCUUGAUUGGCCAAAUCUCGGAGCAGGAUGCUAAGCUCAAUGCAACCAAUUCUACAAAUGGCAUGCUGGAUGAUGAUUCGGAUUACCAAGCUGACAUGGGCUGGUGGCAGAACAAAGAACUUGGUGGACAAGAUGAUGGGUCAAAGCCGGACAUUGCAGCCGUACAACGUGUCCUUAAACUGGACCCAAAGGUUGAAUGUACAGGGAACUCAAUGAAGCUUCUUGUUCAAGAUGCUGCUUCUACCCCUGCAUCACUCCUCUUUGUGGACAGGGGUCACUUGUCUCCCCUGUCUCUAUCCAAGUUGCCAUCAAGUUGUGGUUACUCCAUCAGGUCAACUCGAACAGAAUUGAUCUUAAUUGCACCUUAUGAUGGCUGCUUUGUCAUUCAUGAGGAGGACAGCUACGUUCUCCCGUUGCGUUGGUGGGGGUUACCAGUAAGGAUGUCAUGUCCGUUGAUGAGGCACACGUCCUCGAGCCCGCCGAUGGUCACCUGCCAUGCUGAUGGCAUGGUUGUGAAAACAGACUGGACCAACUCUGCUUCUAGAAUUAAAGUAAAAGUGAAUGGAAACUGGGAGCUGCUAUUAAAGGCCUCUCAAAGAUGCAUGUUUGGUAUUGUGGAACAUCCCGAAGGAGUGGUCCUGUCUGUGCACUAUUCUCCCUGCCUGGAGAAGCAAAAUGGAUUGUACACCCUUGAACUGUUUGCAGAAGGCGAGACAAAAAUUUCAUGUCCAGCGUUAUUACCAGUUCAUCCUCAGUCAGCACAAGUCCCAGCAAAGGGUCCUCAAAUCCCUCAGAACCCACAGAUUCCCAACAAGCCAGGUCAGGGACCAACAGAAAUUCAUCAACCUUAUUCUCCAUUCCCAAGUUUUGUUUACCCUAAUCUUGCGAGACCGAACAGUCCGCCUGCCUAUCAGCAAAUGAGUCAGACACCUCCGCCGCAAAUCAGUCAAAGUGCAGUCAAACCGCAACUCCCUGCACAGUCACCAGUGACUAAAUCACCAGGUCAGUCUAAGGUUCAAGACCAGACACAACUUCAUCAGUUUUGUGCACAGACAUUUCAAGAUCCCAAUCUUCAGCAACAAUGUCUUCAAACAUUACAGCAGAAACCUGGUGACUUGUACCCGCCAUUCUACCUCUUCUACCUCCAACAGCAGCCAGCCUCAAAACCCACUGGUGUUUCCAAGCCACAACAGCCUGGAGCCACUCAGGGCCACAUGUACCAGCCCUUCUACCCAUUAUACACCCAGCCGAAGCCAGUUCCAAAACCUGCUGAUGUUCCUCAGUCAAAACCCGGAACCCCUCCUAGUUACAUGUACCAGCCCUUCUACCCAUUAUACACCCAGCCGAAGCCAGUUCCAAAACCUGCUGAUGUUCCUCAGUCAAAACCUGGAACCCCUCCUAGUUACAUGUACCCACCCUUCUACCCAUUAUACACCCAGCCAAAGCCAGUUCCAAAACCUGCUGAUGUUCCUCAGUCAAAACCUGGAACCCCUCCUAGUUACAUAUACCCACCCUUCUACCCAUUAUACACCCAGCCAAAGCCAGUUCCAAAACCUGCUGGUACUUCUAGGCCAUUACAACCUGAAACUCCUCCUGACAAAGUACAGCAAGACCCUGGAGUCCAAAUGCCAUCAAAGCCCCCUCAGCCACAGCAGCCUGAAACAUCUCGUGACCAAAUGUACAAACCAUUCUACCCUUACAUAUACUACACUAGGCCAAAACCAGCUGUAAAACCUACAGGUGUUUCUCAGUCAUCACAGCCUGUGACCACUUGGAGCCAGGUACAACAGCCACCCCAACCAAAGCCUGGAGAUUAUCUUGGUUCGAAACCUGCUGUUCCUUAUCCUGAAGCCCCUCCGGACCAGUGGGACCAACAAAUGUGCUUUUCUGCUCAGUUGAUGGCUCAAAGUCAGCUAGCAAACAAACCCUCUGCAGAUCAAAAGCCAUCCACUGAAAAUAUGCAAAGACCAUUUUAUGGGCCUUGUCAACCAUCCAGGACACCAGGUACUGGAACAAAUUAUGCUACUUCCAUGGAAAGCUCAAGGCAAAACUCACAGAUGUCCAUUCUUAAACCUCCUCAUGGCCAGAUGGGCUAUCCCUCUAACCAGGUAUACCACAUGCAAGCUGGUAAUGUUGGCAUUUCCCCAUAUGCACAACCUUUUUAUUGCCCUCAACUCUGCCCAUCUGGACUUGGUAACUGCUGUAUACAAAUUGCUCUCCACCAGCAUCUCCAUAUUUUUCCUGCUGGAUUUGAGGGUAAAGAUUCAGCUCCAUUUUAUCCGGGUCUUCCCCUUUCUGCAGUGGCAUAUGCCGAGCUUGGCAAUGGUUUGGAAAUGUCCCCCUUCCCUCAGCUUGCAGACAUAACGAUGCAAGCAACAGGGACUGGCAUCUCUGCACAAACUUCACCCCAGCUCCUCACAGUUGCAGAUAAAAAGCAACCACAUGGCAAGCCAGCAGAUGGCAACCCUGCUGUACUACCUGGAAGUAGUCCCAGCAGUACUGCAAAACCCCAAGUACUAGUUUACCCUUACUUUCCAACAGAUUCGCUAUAUCCCCAUUGGCCAUAUUUGCCUCAGAACAUGGAUCUGCAACAAGGCCAAUCUUCAGCUCCCAGUGACCCCACUAAACAAAGGGUUUCAAGUGAUGUGCCAUUGAUUUAUUACGGGCCAUAUAGCAAUCAGUAUCCCAAACAAAGCAACCAGUUGGGCGGGAAUAACCCCUUUGGGGCUAAUUUCAUGUCUGUUGAGCAAUUUUCUCCACGUUCAGCAGAGCAGCGAAACAAACCUGCAGGAAAUGAGAAGCAGUCCUUAAAUAAAGAAUUCAGUGGCUAUAAGCAAGAUAUUGAUCAACUGUUCUUUCCUUUCUACAUGCACCAAGAUGCUCCAGCGCUCACUCAAAAUGUCUCGCUAACACCCAACAACUCGCAAGCUCAGCCAUUUGAGAGAGACUCGAAGAACUCCACCAAACCUGAACAAAGUCUGGGCGCUCAUUCUGCACCACAGAGUUAUGUACUGCUACAGCACGGUCCUCCAGGGAGGGAGCAAAAGCGGUUCAGUGAUUCCCCAGUGCCUUUCAGAGACCUGGUUCAUGGCACAAACCCUGAAGCCCUAAACCUUGGACAGCAUCACAUUAAUCCUCUGAAUUUUGAGUUUUUGCAGGAAAAAGGCCAGCAGCAGCUCAAAAGGCUGGGGGAGGGAACAUUCAAUUCCUUCCCUGGUGACAUCCACUACAUGCAGAGGCUUGAUGAAUCUGGUUUUCCAUCAUUUUCCUCUACCUUAGACAAACUUCAUCAAAUGCAUUUACCACCUGAACAAUCUCCCAGUGCCAAGCAAUUAAAGCCUGAAACCCUAGAGUCUUUUGAAGACCCCUGGAAAUCCUUGACGCCUACAAGCUCCAGCCAAAAGCUUGCACCCCAUGUUCCUGGAAAGGUGUUUCCACAGUGGAGCUCUAUGGCUGACCAGCCAGCAAAUGGAAAGAACCAACCCCUCCCGACAGAACAUGGAGAUCAGAAGGAAUGAGUUGCCUUUAUUGUGAUUAAACAAUUUACAGACUA
Molecule: messenger RNA, 3836 nt
Organism: Melanotaenia boesemani (Boeseman's rainbowfish)
Lineage: Eukaryota; Metazoa; Chordata; Actinopteri; Atheriniformes; Melanotaeniidae
Exons: 9
Coding region: 103-3801 (1232 amino acids)
Source: RefSeq, a predicted model, not a curated record